This is a messenger RNA of Pteropus alecto (black flying fox), 2467 nucleotides long. RefSeq names its product zinc finger AN1-type containing 2A (gene ZFAND2A). The record is from RefSeq and is a predicted model, not a curated record. The transcript has 7 exons. Gene Ontology annotation, cellular component: cytoplasm; endoplasmic reticulum. Gene Ontology annotation, biological process: proteasome-mediated ubiquitin-dependent protein catabolic process; protein targeting to ER. Bases 577 to 1110 code for a protein of 177 amino acids. Gene Ontology annotation, molecular function: zinc ion binding. Lineage: Eukaryota; Metazoa; Chordata; Mammalia; Chiroptera; Pteropodidae.
UCAAGGACUGAGGUCGGGUUCUCGUCAGUCCCUCCAAGGAGAGAUUUCGGAACACCUCGGUGUCACGCGCGUGUGAUAUAGCGGUGGGCAAACCCGACGUGGUCCCUGCACUCCGCGGAGCUGAUCGUAAAGGAUGGUUGUGCAGUUGGAAAUCGACUGAGCGGGGGCAGGGAAAGGAAUUACCGACUCCUUUAAGAGUAGAGGCUCUGUGGCCUAGGCGGGGCGCGGUGGGGGUGGUAGCAAAGGCCCUUUUGAGGAAGCGACACCAAAGCAGGGCGAGGGGAUGAGUACGUGUUAGCUGAGGCCAGAGUUUUCCACGCUUAGGGGACAGCAAUGGAGGCCCUCCCUGGACUGGAGAGGGCUGAUGGGAAGGGCUUAAAAGGCCCUCGGGAAUUAUUAAACUAUGGGAGGUACAAAAUUUCGAGAGGUUUGGUGGAUACCAGGUCAUGAGGAGGGACCUUGUGUUUGUGCUGUGGACCUUAGUUUUCUCUCAAGUGCAGUAGCGCCGCCAGUCGUCUGCCUGUUUUCCACGGUGAUAUCGCACUCUGCCAUCUGCGUUUUGGACACUGUCUCAAAAUGGAGUUCCCUGAUUUGGGGAAGCAUUGUUCAGAACAAACUUGCAAGCAGCUAGAUUUUCUUCCAUUUAAAUGUGAUGUCUGUGAACAAGCUUUCUGUAAAGAUCAUUUUGCCUGUGCUGCCCAUAAAUGUCCCUUUGCAUUCAAGAAGGAUGUUCAGGUCCCAGUAUGCCCACUUUGUAACAGCCCAAUUCCAAUAAGGAAGGGAGAGAUACCAGAUGCAGUGGUUGGUGAGCACAUCGAUAGAGACUGUAAAUACCAUCCUGGGAAGAGAGAGAAGAUUUUUACAUACCGGUGCUCAAAAGCGGGUUGUAAGAAGAAAGAGAUGCUGCAGGUGGCUUGUGACCAGUGUCACGGCAGUUUCUGUAUUCAGCACAGACACCCCCUGGACCACGGCUGCAAGCGCGGGAGCCGGGCCGUCAGCACAGCCGGGUGGUCAGCUGCGAGAGCCUCUGAAGCCAAGCCGUCCAGCGCCCCGACCACUCUUUCUUCCAGCUGGCUGGCCCAGCGAUUCAGGUCCAAAAUAAAGAGAUGACGUGGCUGUCCGCUCAGGCCGGCGCGUUGGCCUGUGCUUGCGUGUUAGCUCCUCGGGCAGCUUGUGCUCCGGUGCUUUCAUACUCCUCAUGGCGAAGGCCUGAAACGCUUUCCAACCCUGCCAAUGAAAUGUGCAAAUCCUUUCAGCGAAAUAAACAGUCAGAAGGGUAUUAAUACUCUGAGGUGGGUUAAGCUACUCUAACAUUCUCCCCAUGCACCCUCCACACCGCAAAUAAAGUGAGUUAAAGAGCAGGGGAUCUGAGUGUGCCAGAUCGGGGGACGGCUCUGCCCUGGGCUCAGUCGGCCAAGGACCCAGUUUUCCAGAAGCUUCAUCACUUAAAUAGCCGACAGCUGAUGGCACUCUGUCCUCAUCCUGUGGCUCCGGUAGCGAUGUGGCCACUUGAGCUCAGGACUUAGGCCCACCUUGUUAAGGGUCCUUGCCCAGAAGCGGCCCCUGCCCGCCUUCCCCAUCCCCUGAGGGCAGUUCUGCGACCGACUCACUCCGAGCACUAGACUGAAACUGGCGGCCUCGGCACGUGUUGAGAGAGCUCUUGCUUCUUGGGCCCUGGGUGUCAGGAAACGGGGGGACAAAAGGCCAUCUGAGCUGGGGCACGGCCUUAACCCCCAGUUGUCCCGCCACACAUUCCAGACGUCUUGGCGGACCUGGAUGAACAGAAAGCCGGGCGAUGACUCUCCUGCUGUCAUAGCCGUGAAAUGUGGUGCGUAGAGGGGCCGCGUUCAGUUUCCACUCUGCCCACGGGUGGUUGAAGCUCCGGCGCCGCUGUCCAUGGGGCUGGUCUGGGCCAGGGGCUUUGAGCUUCUGCAUGUGGCACAGCGCAGAGCCCACCCCAGAGCCUCUGAUUCUGCGGGUCUGGGGAAGACCCUGAGAAUCUGCAUGUCCAGUGGAUUCCCAGGAGAUGCCGAUGCUGCUGGUCAGGGGACCAUACCUGGGCAGACCGCUUUUGUGUAUCCGUGCGAGCCGCUGUGGCGGUCACUAGCCGUGUAUGUCACAGAAUUGUAGCCAGCCACCUGCGGGACUGGCCUUGUAGUUGUAUUUAUUUAAGUUUAAAAACUAUUCACUUGAUUCUGUUAUUAGAAAACUUUUAGGUACGUUAGGAACUUGGGUAUGUGGGUCUAUUUUUUGAACUGUAAAUUUUUCGAAAGCUAAAUACAGAUCAGGCCUUUCUCAAGAAAAUUAAUGUCCAAAUUGAGAUGUAUCUUAAGUUGAGAAUCUAAAACACUCGGCUUCGAAGAUGAUGCCAAUAAUUUAAAAAGAAAACUAUCUCGUUAAAAAUGUUAUAUGUUGAAAUCGAUAUUUUGUAUAGGAUUGAUUAAAUAAAACAUUAAAGUUAAUUUUA